Messenger RNA from Yarrowia lipolytica CLIB122, 1578 nucleotides. RefSeq lists its product as uncharacterized. Lineage: Eukaryota; Fungi; Ascomycota; Dipodascomycetes; Dipodascales. The record is from RefSeq and is a predicted model, not a curated record. Gene Ontology annotation, cellular component: peroxisome. Gene Ontology annotation, molecular function: serine-type endopeptidase activity. Gene Ontology annotation, biological process: protein processing; regulation of fatty acid beta-oxidation.
AUGUGGGAGUACCAAAAUGCAGCUAUUCGACUAGAUAUUCUGUCGGCAGGCUCCUCGUGGAAACAGGACCCCGAGGGCAAGAAAGUUCUCAGAAAUCAUGGCUCUUCAGCCAUCCAUCUGUGGAACAAAAACAAGCCCGAACAGGAGCUGAUUCUGUGUUCCAGUUGUGACCUUGCCAACUUGAGUGAUGAUAAGGGAGAAUAUGGACUCAAGGCUCAUGCUAGACUACUUGUUGCGUCUGAGGGAGGACUCAAAUCGGAGCACCUCGAAUGGGUACGCGGUGAAUUACAGGCCGUCGUGCCUCUGGCCGAUGUGAACCAGGUGCUACAACAGUACACAAGUGGCGGGUUCAACUUCAAGCCCACUGCGGAGGAUUCCAAGAGUAUUGGAACAAGAUGGGAGGGGUCCAAGGCCGAGCUUCCGUCGGUUAUUGUGAUUAAGCCCCUUGGAAAGUUGCCUAGACGGGGCAAGAAGUGUGAACAACUCGCCACCGCGGACAUUUCAAAGGUGCACUUGGAAGUGCAGUGCUCGCCAUUUGUGUUGGUCAAUCCGGCGGUGUUCAUGGCUUACACUGUGCGAGGUAACGCCUCUUACUUGGGAUACACAGCCAACUUUGGACGUCCUCAGACCAAGGCGUCGGUGAUUUUCAGCGAUAUCCGGUUUCUCGAAGGUAUGGAGGGUGGCGUUGUGACGGAUACGCAUGGAAAACUAAUCGGCAUGGUUGUAGGAUGCCUGUCAAAGGCUGGAGGAGAAGGUACAUUGACUGUGAUUGUGCCCUGGCAGGAACUGAUGGACACCCUAGAGAAGAAGGACGACAAAUACAAGCUGAGAAUGUCAAAGACUGUCUCGGUUGAGUCACCAAUGACCCCCGCUUCUUUCAACGGGGUCUGCGCCAUUACUGUAUCUCUAGCUGGAGGUAGGAGAGGCUGGGGUUCAGGUGUAUUGAUCAACAGAACGACAGUGGUCACCAAUCAGCAUGUCCCGGGAGAUGAUUAUCAGUCUGUGACGGUAUGGUUUGAUAAGACCCAUAACUCUGAAGCUUUCGUUGACCAAGCUCCUCUUCCUGGUGUGGACCUGGUGUUCUUGACUCUACGAACCCCAGCUCCGCCUAUUUUCUUCCCUUCUAGACUCAGCAAGACCCCUGCAUACCGUGGCCAGCCGGUCGAGUCGUAUGGAUUCGGUCUCAUGUACCCCACUGCCCCUCUCCGGCCCAUUCAGCCCUUGUAUUCUCGAGGUCAUAUCGCUUCAGCAGUGAAGAUGUCCCUGGAAGGAAAACCAAGCAAAGACAACGCUAUGCUCUGUAGCACAGCUCACUGCUGGAAUGGUUCUUCAGGUGGUGGGGUCUUCGACUCGAGAACUGGAGAACUCGUUGGUAUUAUGGCAAGCAAUGGAAAGGUUGACAAUGGAGUGAUCGUGCCAGACAUGGCAUUUGUCAUUCCUGCAUGUGGAGUCAUCGAUAAGGCUCUCCAAUUGAAACAGAAGGGGAAACAGGGUAAGGUGGCGGACAGAGUGAAGGAUCUCUGGGCUCUGAGAGAGACCCAUGAGAGUUUGUUCAACCCUGCGAAGCCAAAGCUUUAG